Messenger RNA from Trypanosoma cruzi, 1638 nucleotides. RefSeq names its product sarcoplasmic reticulum glycoprotein, putative. The transcript has a single exon. Gene Ontology annotation, molecular function: GTP binding. NCBI's taxonomy places the organism in Eukaryota, Euglenozoa, Kinetoplastea, Trypanosomatida, Trypanosomatidae. The record is from RefSeq and is a predicted model, not a curated record. The coding region runs from base 1 to 1638 and encodes 545 amino acids.
AUGUCAUCGAAACAAAUUGCGAGCCCGCAAGUGAACCUAACGCCGCGCUCAGCGGAUGAAUCAUGGGACAAACAUAUUGAUGCUGUGCUCUCGGAGCUGCGACGAAUUUAUUUUGAGCGUGUUCGUCCUGUUGAGACGAAGUUUCAGUACGACGUGUUUCGACCCUCGUGGUUUGCCGAGUCAAUUGUACAAAAGAGGCCGUUUGUAACUUUCCUGGGACCCUUUUCAUCAGGCAAGUCCACCUUUAUCAACUAUUUGUUACAAACCAACUAUCUCUUGACGGGACCCCAGCCACUCACCGACAAGUUUACUGUUAUCAUGCAUGGUGAUGAGUUUCAGCAGAUCCCUGGACGUGUACUUAUGGCGGAUAGUUCCCAACCUUUUCGUGGGCUCAGUCAAUUUGGCGAAACAUUUGCGGAAGUCUUUCAAGGGUUAAUUGUGCCGCACCCCCUUUUGCAGUCCGUGUCACUUAUCGAUUCCCCUGGCGUUCUCGAGGCGGCGGGCGAUAUCCAUUCACGGCGGUAUGACUAUGUUAAAGUGUGCCGAUGGUUUGUAGAAAAAAGUGAUCUUGUGUUUUUUCUCUUUGACCCGACGAAGUUAGACGCCGGGACGGAGCUUCGCAUGGUGUUUAAGCAUGCCCUGCGGGGUCAUGAAAGUAAAAUUCGCAUUGUCUUAAAUAAAGCCGAUUCCGUUGGGCCACAAGAACUAUUGCGUGUGUACGGUGCUCUUUUUUGGAAUCUUUCGGGUCUUAUCAGUACGACGGAACCACCACGUGUUUACAUCUCAAGUUUUUGGGACCAACCAUAUCAAAAAGACACCGAUCACAGUCUUUUCACGGAUGAAAAGUCCGAUCUUCUCUAUGAUCUUACGGAAUUAGUACCGCUACAAUCCCUGGAUCAGCGGGUGAGUUCAGUGAUGCUGCGAGCUAAACAUGUUCUGAUCUUUGCACUUGUGUGUGCCAGUUUCAAGUCACGAAUGCCUUGGCUUUUUGGAAAGGAAAAGGCCCGUGCGGAGUUCUUUGCGCAGCUGCCGCAAAUUUCAGAGGAUCUUGCGAAUACGUUCCGUCUUGGCCUCACGGACUUCCCUACGCGUGAAGAGAUGGCGGAUUUCUUGUCAAGGGUUCAAACCGACGACUUCUACGGUAUGGAUCACCUACGAAAGAAGGGGUGGCCACAACUGUUAAAGCGGACGAUUGAGGAGGAUCUUCCCGCGCUUCUCAACCCAAUUAAACACACGGAGGUGGUGGAUCCGCGCGAUCGCAAGCAUGCCAUUAUGAUGCAACGCAAUUACAUCAAGCAAAUGUCGAACCAGUUGGCCGGCCAGCGUGGGAUACAAGGGGGUCUGGGACAGCAGCAGGCACCGGGACACCGCGUUCAAACAAUGCCAAAUGCUGCUUCAUUGAACACGGGACUUAAUUUCCCCACGCAACAGACACAACAAAGUUUUCCUUCUCAAAUGCCGGCGGAUCAAAUGUCAAUGAUGAUGCAGAUGAUGCAAAACAUGAUGUUGCAGUCGCAGCAGCAGCAGCAGCCACAAUUGCUCCAGCUAGAACAAGCACCCACACAACAGUUAACACCAGAUCAAAUGUCAAUGAUGAUGCAGAUGAUGCAGAACAUGGCAUCCAAUAAUUCUUCUUAG